AGAAAAAUCAUCGUUUUCCUUUUUCAUAUCGGAUGACCCCAAACCAAGAACCUCCUGACUCAGCAAUUGUCCAGCUGCUCCUGCAGUUCCAGUGGACGUGGAUCGGCCUCCUUUCUCAGGACAAUGAAAAAGGAGAAAAAUUCAAAAGACGUUUGGAAGUCCUUGCUCUAAAAAAUGGGAUUUGCAUUGUCCUCUCAGGAUCUGUCCCAGAAGCAAAUGUGCAGACAAGUGUUGGAGAUACUCUCAUGCAAAAGAAAAGGAAAAUGUUCUUUUCUCUUAUCAAGAGUCAAAUAAAAAUUAUAGUAUGCCAACUAGAUUUUCAGGCCUCAGGAAUGUUAGCAGCAAUAAUACAAACGAUUGAUAUGAUUAAUACACCCAUUGUGGGAAGGGUGUGGAUUGCAACAACUUUGACAGCUUUAAGUAGUAAGAGGAGAAUGCAAGUUGGAGAUCAUCAAGCAUCCCAGAUUGUACAGCCAUGGCAGGACAUUCCCACCAAUGGCCGGAGGGAGGAUGAGUGAAGCCACCAGGCAACCGAAUGACACCUUGAUUGGACCAUGUGACCGAUUGUUUGGAAAAGGGAGGAAAACUUUUACUUUUAUUAGGAGAAAACUGUGGGAACAUUUAGAGUCAGUUUUCACCAGCCUGUGCCUAUAUGAUAUGUCCAAUAAAACUGAUGUUUGAGG
Pantherophis guttatus is the source of this 683-nucleotide messenger RNA. NCBI's taxonomy places the organism in Eukaryota, Metazoa, Chordata, Lepidosauria, Squamata, Colubridae. The record is from RefSeq and is a predicted model, not a curated record.